AUGGAGGAGACCAAAUGUGAGAAGUGCUACGCCGGCGAGUCUGUGGAGCAAGACCCGACCGGAAGGUACGUCCGGUUCAACUACAUUGUGGGCAUGGGGGCGUUCAAGACUGUGUACAAGGCGUUUGAUCAACUAGAUGGGAUUGAAGUUGCCUGGAGCAAAAUCAAGACCGGCGACGAAGCUCAGCUUCAGAGAUCGCUUUACGAGAUUAAUCUGCUCAAGUCUCUGAAACACGACAACAUCAUCACUCUCUUUAGCUGGUGGGUUGUUGAGGAAGAUGAUAAGAAUGGUGAUGGUGGUACACCCAAGAAGACGAAGAAGAGGACUGUGAAUAUGAUCACCGAGUUGUUCACUUCCGGGAGCUUGAGGCAGUAUCGAAAGAAGCACAAAAGCAGUAUCAACGUCAGGAUCAUCAAGAACUGGGCGAGGCAGAUUCUCCAGGGGUUGAGCUAUCUGCAUUGUCACGACCCUCCUAUUGUUCAUAGGGAUUUGAAGUGUGACAAUGUGUUUAUUAAUGGGUCCAAUGGGGAAGUCAAGAUUGGGGACUUGGGGUUGGCGCUGGUCAUGCAGCAGGGUAUUACUGAGUUUAGUGUGACUGGCACGCCGGGGUUUAUAGCGCCGGAGAUGUAUUCAGGGAAGUAUAAUGAGUUGGUGGACAUCUAUUCUUUUGGGUUGUGUUUGCUGGAAAUGGUGACUUGUGAGUACCCUUAUAAGGAGUGUAAGGAUAGAGCUCAUGUGUCUUGGAACACUGUCAGUGGUGUAAUGCCGGCGGCUCUGAAUGAGGUGAAGGAUCCUCAAGUGAAGGGGUUCAUUGAGAAGUGUCUGGUUCCUGCACCUAGGAGAUUGUCUGCAAUGGCGCUCUUGAAUGAUCCAUUUCUUGCGGCUGAAGGUUCAAAGGAGCCUGGAUCUUUUGCCAUUGAAAAAAGUUCCGAAUCGUCUGCCUCUUCGAUUCUGGAGUUUUAUGAGUCCACAGAGAACAAUGGACUGAGAUUAAGAGGAAAGAUAGACUCUGAUAGUAGCCCAACUAUUGUUUUUACCUUGAAUGUUCGUCGCCGGAAGGAGAAUAUUAAGUUUGACUUCCAUCCGGGUUCGGAUACUGCUGUUAAGAUUGCUAGGGAGAUGGUUGAUGAGGACCUUGGUCUUUCAAUUGAAGAUGUGUUUGUCGUGGCUAAGAUGAUGGAUAAAUUGGUUAUGAAGCUUCUGCCAAAUUGGAAACUGAGUGCGUCUGGAGCAUAUAGGCGGUGUAGCUGUGAAGCUACUAUUCCUGAACAAAAGGCAUAG
Messenger RNA from Argentina anserina (silverweed cinquefoil), 1281 nucleotides. RefSeq names its product probable serine/threonine-protein kinase WNK11. The record is from RefSeq and is a predicted model, not a curated record. Gene Ontology annotation, biological process: intracellular signal transduction; protein phosphorylation. The coding region runs from base 1 to 1281 and encodes 426 amino acids. Gene Ontology annotation, cellular component: cytoplasm. The transcript has a single exon. Gene Ontology annotation, molecular function: protein serine/threonine kinase activity; ATP binding. NCBI's taxonomy places the organism in Eukaryota, Viridiplantae, Streptophyta, Magnoliopsida, Rosales, Rosaceae.